Molecule: messenger RNA, 6732 nt
Organism: Globicephala melas (long-finned pilot whale)
Lineage: Eukaryota; Metazoa; Chordata; Mammalia; Artiodactyla; Delphinidae
Gene: AKAP1
Product: A-kinase anchoring protein 1
Cellular component (GO): mitochondrion; membrane
Molecular function (GO): protein kinase A regulatory subunit binding; RNA binding
Source: RefSeq, a predicted model, not a curated record
GAGCGGCCGGAGUGCAACGCUGCGGGACCGGCCUGGCAGAGGGGCUGAGGCGGGGCAGAGGCGGGGGCCGAGGGGCCAGGGGGCGGCGGCGGCGCGAGGACUCUGCAUCCUGACGGUCGCCGAGGAGCUGGUAUAGUUACUUCAGGCCUCCAGGAUGGCGAUCCAGUUCCGCUCACUUUUCCCCUUGGCACUGCCUGGAGUGCUGGCGCUCCUCGGCUGGUGGUGGUUUUUCUCUCGUAAAAAAGAGCACUUCAGCAGCCACAACAAACAGAUGGGGGCCAGCGCUGUGAAGCUGAGGGCUGGCCCUGCCACGGAGGACGCGCUUCCCGCGGAGGACCCCUGUCCUGGAGCAGCGGCCCCGCCCCCCGGUGCCGCCCAGCCGCCGGAGAGGGAGCUCCCCACCGCCAGCAAGCCCCCUGUGGAGCCGCCGGCCCUGCUGCGGGCACACCCGGCCUACCGGCGAUCAGAGUCCUCGGGCGGCCUUCCCAACACCGCGGACACGAGGUUUCCACCAGGACCAUGCAAAGAGGACAGUGCAAGGGUGGAGCUCGCUCUGACGGGUGACGAAGCCAAGUGUGCUCCUCUAGAGUGUCCCCUGCCGUCCCCAAAAGGCGUUCCGUUCCCCCACGAAGCAGCUGAGGUGUGUAAUCGAGAGACCGUGAUGGGCAGGCCGGCAGGGCGGUGCCAGCAGGGCCAGUCUGCAGCCCCCGCAGAGAAGGUGGACCCUGGGGAGAAGACCAGGGAGAUGGGUGGCGCCGAAGGCACAGGUGAUGCGGUGACGGGAGAAAACGUGCCGGAAGAAGGUCCCGUGUCCUGGGAGCAGGGCCCCGAGUUGCCGAGCAGCAGAGCCCCCAGCCUGGCUCCCUUGGGAGGAGGGGGAGAGAAGGGGAGCAGCCUGCUGGCGGUGGACGAGGACCCCGUGGGGAAGUUGCUGAGUAGCUUCGUGGAGUCGGCCCACUCGGAGCUGGCAACGCCCGAUGAGACACCAGCGCCCCGGGUCAGGGGGAGCAGAGGCUGGGACGGAGACUUCAGCCGGGAGCUGGGCAAGGAAGAGACCUUGGACAGAAACGAGAAGGUCGAGCAGGCUGCCUUCCAGAUCAUCUCCAAAGUGAUCCUGGAGGCCACCGAGGAGGUGCUGAGCACCACGAUGGGCAGGAUCGCGGGUCGGAUGCAUCCGGCCUCGGCCGCUCAGCUCCAAGGGCCGAAGGAGGAGAGCUGCGCCCGAGCCCACCAGAGAGCUGCCCUGGGCCAGGAUGCCGCGGAGCCUGCUCUGGCCACAGCGGAGGCAGCCACGGGCCCGGUGGACGCCGCCUUCCCCUCCGCAGACCUGCCGGCAGAGGAUCUGCCCCCACCAAAGACGUACGUGAGCUGCCUGACCAGCCCCCUGUCCAGCCCCACCAAGGACAGGAAGCCAAAGAACUCCGCGCACCACGUCUCCCUGGCCCCCUGCCCUCCACCGGCUGCCUCCCUUGGAGAGUCACUGGACGAGGCAAGCAUCCUGGCAGAAGAUGCCGCUUGUGUCACCUGCGUGUCCAGCAACGGCCAGGGUGUCCCCUCCGUGGCCUCCUCUGGGCAGUGCUCAGAUUCUGUCAGCACUUCGGGGCUCGAAGACUCUUGUACAGAGACCACCUCCAGCCCCAGGGACAAGGCUGCCACCCCGCUGCUGCCAGAAAGUACUGUGCCCUUCAGCAACGGGGUGCUGAAAGGGGAGCUGUCGGACCUGGGGGCUGAGGAUGGAUGGACCGUGGGUGCGGAAGCAGAUCAUUCGGGAGGUUCGGACGGGAACAGCAUGGAUUCGGUGGACAGCUGCUGUGGCCUCAGGAAGCCUGACGGUUUCCAAAAUGCCCAGGCAGGCUCCCAUCCCAAGAAGGUCGACCUCACCGUCUGGGAGAUCGAGGUGCCUAAGCACCUAGUUGGGCGGCUGAUUGGCAAGCAGGGACGGUAUGUGAGUUUUCUGAAGCAGACGUCUGGUGCCAAGAUCUACAUCUCGAGCCUUCCGUACACCCAGAACGUCCAGAUCUGCCACAUAGAAGGCUCUCAGCAUCAUGUGGACAAGGCCCUGAGCUUGAUUGGGAAGAAGUUCAAGGAACUGAACCUCACCAACAUCUACGCUCCCCCACUGCCUUCGCUGGCCCUGCCUUCUCUCCCAAUGACUUCCUGGCUCAUGCUCCCGGAUGGCAUCACUGUGGAGGUGAUCGUGGUCAACCAGGUCAAUGCCGGGCACCUGUUUGUGCAGCAGCACACACACCCUACCUUCCAUGCGCUGCGCAGCCUGGACCAGCAGAUGUACCUCUGCUACUCUCAGCCUGGAAUCCCCACCUUGCCCACCCCAGUGGAAAUAACGGUCAUCUGCGCUGCCCCUGGCGUGGACGGUGCCUGGUGGCGAGCCCAGGUGGUGGCCUCCUACGAAGAGACCAAUGAAGUCGAGAUUCGCUACGUUGACUACGGUGGAUACAAGAGAGUGAAAGUAGGCGUGCUCCGGCAGAUCCGGUCUGACUUUGUGACCCUGCCGUUCCAGGGAGCAGAGGUCCUUCUGGACAGCGUGAUGCCCCUGUCAGACGAUGACCACUUCUCACCUGAGGCGGAUGCAGCUAUGAGUGAGAUGACAGGCAACGCAGCACUGCUGGCUCAGGUGACGAGGUAUAGUCCAACUGGCCUUCCUCUGAUUCAGCUCUGGAGUGUCAUUGGAGAUGAAGUGGUGUUGAUAAACCGGUCGCUGGUGGAGCGAGGACUUGCUCAGUGGGUGGACAGCUAUUACUCGAGCCUCUGACCCCCUCCCCACGCCGCUUCUGGAGUCUUUUUUGCACUGUUGAAGUUGGGCUUGGUACUCAAGGCAAAGACUUUACAUCAGAAUUACAAACAUUUGUCCUCCCCUGAAAGUCCUUUCUUUCUGUACUGUAGUCAUGUUGAGAUGUUUCGUCUCUGAGACAAGGAAAGAACUGUGGGUUCUUUUCAAAGCCAUAGGAUGGCACGUAACAAGCCAGUUGGCUAAACCUGGUUGCAAGCUGUUUAUUUAAAACAAAAGUGGAAGGAGAACUGUCUCAACUAGGUUGUCCUGCCCCCCUCCAUUCCGUUCCUCCAUUACUCCUAUUUCCUCCGCUACCCAGACCCAAGCCCCUGUGGCAGACAGGCCAGGGGAGGUGUUGCUUGCUUGUGGGGAAGGGUUUCUUUUACCUUCAGAGUCUAUCUUCAGGGAGCAAGACACGAACUGACUGAUGGGCAUCAAUCACUUGUACAGCUUACAAAUGAAUUUAUGAUAUUUAACCGUUUUUUAUAAAUUCCGUCUAGGUCUCUAAGAAGGCAGACUUUUUAAUGCAUCUGUAAAUACAAAGCAAUCAUACCUCCAGCCUCGGUCAGUGGGAGAGGGGGGAACUGUUGUCUUGCCAAUCCUGUUGUAAUUUGUAACCAUUUUCUAUUUGUGCAAACUCUGUAAAUAUGUUUAAAAAAAUGUAAUUAUUUUGUACAAGAUACACUGGAGAACAAAGGGAACCCACGAUUUUUCCACAUCCCAUGUUGUCUGUGAGCAGAAGUUACUUGUGCCGGCUACCGCUGCCCGUCCCAGCUCCCAUCGCAUCCUGCAUACCUGACAGGGUGACUGUAUGGUAUAGGUGUGAUCCGGGGAUUUUUGUUUUUGUUUAUUUUCUGUACAAAUUUGUUUAAAAAAAAAGAAAAGAAAAAAAAGCAGCUCAUUGAAUUACCUUGCAGUGGUGUGUGUUUGAUUCUUUUUUAGACUGCAUUCAGCACUGUGCAGUUUAAAUAACUUAAGCUUAUAUAAAUCUCAAAUUGUAUACCUUGUAACUUUGAGUCCAUUUUUUUCCAUGGUGAAAAAGGGGAGUGAAGGAUGGUUGUAAGUGUGAUGGGCUGUAGGGUCCCAACUAAACUAGGAGACCCAUGGCUCCUUUGAAGACAGUUUAGCCGGAAAUCUCCGUCUGGUAUUUUCCCUGCCUUUGCCCCACACGGUGGCAGCCAAGCUUCCUCUGGCUUCCCCCAGUGAUGGUCUCAAAUAGCCAGGCUUGAGUUUAAAGCACUGGUUUCCCAAAUUCUUUGUGCAUUCCUGAUAGAUCUGUGAAGUUAUUUAAGGUACUGUAGUGCUAAGAAUGAUAUAAAAAAAAUACAUUUACAUGGUGAGAGCAGAGCUAAGUCUUGAUCCAGGGGCCCCUCCUCUUAAAGGUAGGUCCAGGCCUCUGUGCCUCUGGGCUUGCCCACCCCUCCAGGGGUCUCUGGGGAGCUGAGAUAGCCCUGGGGUCCUUCACACUGAAGGCAUCCUCCUGCAGAGCUGCAGCCACUCUCCCAAGCUGUGGGGACCAAGUGGUUAAAAUAAAAGCCUCAGUUUCCCUCAUCUGUGGGAUCAGAUAAUGGUACCAACCUCGUAAGGCAAUGAAAUGAAAUGGAAGUGUUGGGUUGGCCAAAAAGUUCGUCUGGGUCUUUUUCUGUAGGGUGUUACGGGAAGACCCGAAUGAACUUUCUGGCCAACCCGAUAUCUCCGCUUGCACAGAGCUUGGCCCACUGCCAGCUCCCAUGUGGUCUUACCUGCCAACAGCCCUAAGUCCCAACGGCAGUUGGGUGUGACUUCGGCCAAGGCGGAUUAUACUCAGGUCUCAGCUUUGUUCCCUACAGUUUGCAUCACUGGAGCAGGAAAGGGUGUAUGGGAGCCUUCAAGCUAGUUUGAGGAGGGUUCACAAAGCUGGGUGUGUGGGUUUGGUCUCUAUCUUUGCGAGCCAUGGAGGGGUUUUGAAGGUGGGAACCACGUGAUUCUGGUGCAGGAAGGAGGAUGGGCGAGGUGAAGGAGCAGAGACCAAAGCCAGGGUGGUCCAGCCGAGACAGGCUUCCUCUGGCGUGGCUCUUGGUCUGACAAAUGACGGGGUCAGGGUCCUUGGCUAAGGCCCCAGGACCGGGGAGGGGAGGCCGUGGGGAUGCGGAGGUGGGCUGUGCUUGGUGUCUCGGGUUUUAACCUUCAGGGGUGGAAUAUUGGAGGGAAAGUGAGUUGGAAGUUGCUGAAAGGCAUGUGCUCUUCGGAUGAACACUUCUUAGAUUGCUGUGGGCCUUUGAUUAAUUGCCAGAGUUCUGAAGAAGUUGAGUUUGACCAUUUUGCCAGUAAUCUUGUUGCUUUUACAGAGGAGCGGGUUUCCGGUUUUACAGAGGUGCUUAUUCCACCCGGCCAGACGGCGACCCUCCGGGCGAGUACCUUUUUGAUAUGUUCUUUGAAUUACCUGUGGGCCAUUAGGGGCCAGCUGAGGGGUGAACUUGACCUCUUGGGAGAAGCCAGGGCUGGAGAAGGGUGUAAGGGAGAGGGGGUGGCUGAGCACAGGAGCUAGAGCAUCCAGCCUGUUCUCGUUGCAGGUGUUUGUGUGCCCUGUAGCCCCUCUCUGGUCCUUGGAGCCCUGCUGGGUACGGGAGGAGUGACCAGACCUCGUGGGGUGUCAGCGUGGAGGCUGGGUUCUGGGGUUACUGCUGCACCUUGUACAGCUUAGAGGUGGCACCUAACCACUGCAAGCUGAAGAUCGAACAAGGUUUAGCUGGAGAACUUCCUGUCAGACGCCGUGCUUUUUUACAGGUAAUACUUAUUAGUCCUCAUGACGACCCAGCGAGGCAGGGCCUGAUGCCACAGGUAGAAGAUUGAGACUAGACCAGUUUGCGGAUGGAGUGGAGCUGAGACUCAAAGCCAGGUUCUCAGCCACGACUGCUUUGCAACAGCAUGAGGAUCAUGCCUCGUGCCGUUUCCCCGAACACACACCGCAGUGGCUAACGGACCAGCCCACAGGAAAGCUGUGGGACUGAGAACUGGAAAAACUGGCAGGAGAGAUCCAUCAUUUUGCCUAUUUUUAUGUGAACAAGUCCAGGAGAAACUUGGCAGCAUCUAGGCCAGAGAGUGAACAUUUUUAACUCUAUGAUGAUCAGAAAGUAAGACUAAGAGUCCGUGAACAGGUCCACAUAAAGGAUGUGGACAGAAAAUUGAAAACCCAGGCCCGUUUCAGGACCAGUGCCGUCCAGUAGACAUAGUUUAAAUUUUUAGGAGCCUCAGUAAAAAGGAAAAAGCAGGUGAAAUUAAUAAUAGUUUAACCCAUUUUUUCAUCAUGUAAUGGACUUUAGAAAUACUGAGAUAUUUUACAGUGUUUUUAUACUGAGUUUGGAAUCCCACGUGUGUAUUUUACACUCCAGCCUGUGGGUUCAGACUCACAGUAGCACAGGUGCUCCACAGCUACAGGUGGCUGGAGGCUGCCAGUCUGUACAGCUCAGGACUGGACUCUUCCAUUGGUCACCAUCACACCAGUACUAGCAGCCUCAUGGAUAUGUUCUUACUCAAAAAGUUCUAGGGCUUCCCUGGUGGCACAGUGAUUGAGAGUCCACCUGCCGAUGCAGGGGACACAUGUUCGUGCCCCGGUUCAGGAAGAUCCCCCAUGCCGCGGAGCGGCUGGGCCCGUGAGCCAUGGCCGCUGAGCCUGUGCGUCGGAGCCUGUGCUCCGCAACAGGAGAGGCCACAACAGUGAGAGGCCUGUGUACCGCAAAAAAAAAAAAAGUUCUAGAUUCUUUUUUGCAUUUAUUUCUCCAGACGAACUUUAGAAUGAUUUUUGGGGGGAGGGGAUCAUGGAAAACGUUCUAUCACAUUUGAAAAUAACGCAUAUUGUUGGUUUGGUAUAAAGUGUUAUGUACUCUAUCAAAUUCAACUUGUAAAUUAUUUAAAUCUUCUUUUUUGCUGUCUCCCUCCACCACCACCACCCCUUUUUUUUUGCC